Atta colombica is the source of this 2008-nucleotide messenger RNA. Its product is annotated as solute carrier family 2, facilitated glucose transporter member 1-like. Gene Ontology annotation, cellular component: membrane. Lineage: Eukaryota; Metazoa; Arthropoda; Insecta; Hymenoptera; Formicidae. Gene Ontology annotation, molecular function: hexose transmembrane transporter activity. Bases 188 to 1672 code for a protein of 494 amino acids. The transcript has 9 exons. Gene Ontology annotation, biological process: monosaccharide transmembrane transport. The record is from RefSeq and is a predicted model, not a curated record.
UAUUGGCUGUCCGAUCGCUAUAUCGUUAGCCAGUAUACGCGGCCGUGACAAUCAAAAGACGCGGAAAGAACCGCGCAAUGACGAUUAGUCAAACUGCAUUCCACGUUGGCGUCGGUUGAUACUCAGUUUGUGUACGCUCUUGAAAAUCUCUGAAUUUUGUCGCGAAUUUUGUUACGUGCCGAACAAUAUGAAAGACACAAUGGAUGAGAAUCAAGAGACCGACGUGUCCGCACUGUGUCUCGACGUGUCAAGAGUGAAAUCGUUGGCCGGAGAACCGCGGAAGUCUGAGUGUAACAAUGCACAUGAUGCCGACUCUGGUGGAUGGACUCCAUUGCUGGUACUGGGUGGUGCCACUUGCUGCCUGGGAUCAACAUUACCAGCAGGAUAUAACUUAGGUGUCAUGAACAAUCCUGCCCAUCUAAUGCAAUCGUUCUGCAAUGACAGUAUCAGAGAAAGUUGGCUGAGCGACAGAUUCGGACGGAAAGGCGCGCUGAGCAUUGGAAAUGUUUGCGGGAUUGUAGGAGCCGUUCUGUUCAUGUUCGUACGAACCAUGAACUCAGUCGAGCUUUUUCUGCUUGGCCGAGUGAUUGUCGGACUUUCCGGCGGUCUAGCUACUUCUUUGGUCCCGAUGUACAUGACUGAAAUAGCACCUUUAAAAUUGAGAGGGGCCGUCGGGGUCUUGUGUCAAUUGGGUAUCACCUGCGGUGUGCUGAUGGGCCAAAUUGCUGGGCUCGAAACUGUCCUGGGUACUCCUGAGUCCUGGCAUAUAAUGUUAGCAUCUUUCUCACCGCUAUGCCUUGCUGCCUUAUUAUUAACUGUACUGACUUUGCCAGAAAGUCCAAAAUAUUUGUACAUAAUCAGAGGAGAACAAGGAAAGGCUCUUAAAGAGCUUAGCCGUUUGCGCAAAAUGGACAUAAUGCUCUUGCAAAACGAGAUCACUAGCUUGCAACAAGAAUUAGCAACAAGAUCGGCGAGUGAAACAUGGAGCAUUAAGCGCGUGUUGAGAGAGCCGACCGUGAGAUUAGCUCUAUUUUUAGUGUGCCUCCUACAAUUUGGUCAGCAACUUAGUGGCAUUAAUGCGGUUUUUUAUUACUCAAACACCAUAUUUCUUAGUGCUGGCUUGGGAAUUGCUGGUGCUCAAUAUGCGACUAUAGCCACUGGUGUUGCAAAUAUGGGAAUGGCGAUGAUUUCUGUGCUGGUAAUGUCACUAUUUAGCAGAAGAAAAGUAUUGUUCUUGAGUUGUUACUUAUGCAUAGGAUGCCUUCUCUUUUUGAAACUCUCUAUCGCACUAAUUCACAAAGCCUCAUUCAUGUCAUGGCUUUCCAUCGUUUUGGUACUGGCGUACGUUAUAUCUUACGGUAUCGGUCUCGGUCCUAUACCGUAUUUCAUCGGUUCCGAAUUGUUCGAUGUAGGUCCUAGGCCUUCCGCUAUGUCGUUAGGCAGCAUGUUUAAUUGGGGAGGCAACUUCCUCGUCGGGAUGAUGUUUCCUUCGUUACAAGCUGCGAUCGGCCCGUACGUCUUUCUGAUCUUCGUUGGCUGCAUACAGAUCUUGGUGAUAAUCAAUCAGACCUACUUACCUGAAACGCGAGGUCGAAACACGACCGAAAUAGCGGCAACUAUGACUCAAGGCUUCAAAUCAAAAACCGAAUGCAACACUCGCUGCGUAAACUAACUGCUUGCAAUUCGGAUAAAUACUUUUUAUACGGUUUUUUAAUGAAAUCAACAAAUCAUUACCGCCACACAUUGCUCAUACACGAAUGACAUUUCGCGUGUUGUGCUGAUAUCUGAUUCAUGUAAUAGCACAUCGAUGUAAAAAAAGGUUCUUCCUGGUGCAAGAUUAAUUUAUUCGAGCGAAAAAAUUCAGGAGCAUUAUGUGAGCGAAUUUUAUAUACUAUUAAUUAUUUGUAUAUAUUUUAUCUCGUAAAUAUUCAAAAUAGUAUAGAAUGAUGUUGUAAGAAAAAGAUAAUUAGAGCGAUAAUGUACACGCGGCUAAGAUUUUUUUACAUUU